AUGACUUGGAUUACUCUCAUCCAGAGAACAAUUCUCCUUUCUCUUACUGGACCUGGACUGGUGGGGAACAUCAUCAUGUUUGUGAUGUACAUACAUACUUUUGUAACAGGCCAUGAGAAAAAACCCACUGACUUAAUCCUUAUUCAUUUGGCAUUUUCACAUACAAUCAUGAUUUGUAGCAUUGGGAUCAGAGGUGUAGCUGCAGCUUUCUACUUCAGAAACUUCCUAGGCAAUACUGGUUGUAAAAUUGUGGUGUAUAUGGGAAGGGUGGCCAGAGGAUUCUCCAUCUGUAACACCUGUCUCCUCAGCAUGGUGCAAGCCAUCACCAUCAGUCCCAGGACUACCCUGUGGAGAAAGCACAAACCACAGACUGCAUGGCAAGUUCUUCCCUGUCUCCUUCUUUUGUGGAUAUUUAAUUUUCUUAUAAGUUCCAACUUGCUCAACUAUAUCACAUCAGCCAGCAGAAUGAACAGAACUGGGAUUGAAAUGUACAUUGGGCACUGUUACAUGAUGCCAUCUAGGCAAACAGUCAGGUGGCUUUUCCUCUUUCUCAUGACUCUUCGAGACAUUGUCUUCCAGAGUCUCAUGGGCCAGAGCAGCGGGUAUAUGGCUGUACGACUAUAUGAGCACCACAAGCGUGUCCUCUACCUGCACAACUCCAGGUCUCCAAAUAAUUUCAGCCCAGAAAUCAGAGCUACUCAAAGUAUUCUCAUUCUCACAGCCUGUUUUCUUUUCUUUUACUGGGCAGAUUUCAUUUUUUCCUUCUACAUAGGUUUCAAUCUGACUCACACAUCCACAAUAUUAUAUAUUAAAAUAUUUCUAUUACUUGGUUAUGUGGUUCUCAGUCCCUUUGUACUGAUGAGCAGAAAUACCCGUGUUGCUUAA
Molecule: messenger RNA, 885 nt
Organism: Octodon degus (degu)
Lineage: Eukaryota; Metazoa; Chordata; Mammalia; Rodentia; Octodontidae
Product: putative vomeronasal receptor-like protein 4
Exons: 1
Coding region: 1-885 (294 amino acids)
Biological process (GO): G protein-coupled receptor signaling pathway
Cellular component (GO): membrane
Molecular function (GO): pheromone receptor activity
Source: RefSeq, a predicted model, not a curated record